CAACAAUAAAGAAAAAUAUGGAAGCCUGACCACCAGCUACACAACAGUGCAAUGGACGAGCUCGUCUGCCCCGCCGCCUCAUCAUGCAGCUCUCCCUCGCCCACCUCCUUCUUCGCGGCCGGCCACGUACCGGAGCUCGAGUUCGUGUCCUGGGAUGUCCCGGAGGAAUGGAUGGAGGGCACCGACUGGUUCGAUGAACCUUUGGAUGGCGACGAGGGCUCGCGCUCGGCGGGCAACGACCUGUCCGGCGAACCGCCGGCGCCUGCGCCGAAGCGGCGGCGUGGCCGGAAGCCCGGGCCCCGGACCAACGGCCCCACUCUCAGCCACGUGGAGGCCGAGCGGCAGCGGCGGGACAAGCUCAACCGCCGCUUCUGCGAGCUCAGGGCCGCCGUGCCCACGGUGUCCCGGAUGGACAAGGCGUCCCUCCUCGCGGACGCCGCCACCUACAUCGGGGAGCUGCGCGACCGCGUCGAGCAGCUAGAGGCCGAGGCGAAGCAGGCCUCGGCCGCUGUCACCACCGCGGUGGCAGCGGCCAGCCACUCGUUCGCCCCCCUGCAGGAGAAGCUGGGGCUGGAGGUGCGGAUGGUGGCCGGGCUGGACGCGGCGGCGCUGCGCCUGACGACGAGCGCCGCGCGCCACGCACCGGCGCACCUCAUGCUCGCGCUCCGGUCGCUGGACCUGCAGGUCCAGCACGCGUGCGUAUGCAGGGUGGGCGGCGUGACCGUGCAGGACGCCAUCGUCGACGUUCCCGCCGGGCUGCGGGACGAGCGCUGCCUCCGCGCCGCGCUGCUCCAGAGGCUGCAGCCGAGCGGCUAGUUAGCAGCUUGGUAUCCUCGUCGCCGGCCGGCCGGAAAAGCUUGAGCUGAUCUACUCCGUCUCCGCCAAAUCAAGCCAGCACACCUCGUGUUUCGUUGCCGGAUUGCUUGGACGGCGUUCUCAGGCGUCAAAUCAGGCUGGCUGCAUGUUAUCUUCAACCUCAUUAUUACUGGUGUGUCCACUGAUGUUGUUGUCCGCGAAUCUGCCGCGCAUCUAUAGUGCCAGUUUCUUGUUUGUUGGCGUUGUUCUUAUCUUCUUUCUUGAGGACAUAUAUAUUAUGCAUCUGCUCUUUCUGAACUGUACGCGCUGUGAUUAUUUUCCCCACACGACGAGACAUCCAUUUGUUUCAA
Molecule: messenger RNA, 1166 nt
Organism: Zea mays
Lineage: Eukaryota; Viridiplantae; Streptophyta; Magnoliopsida; Poales; Poaceae
Exons: 1
Coding region: 52-816 (254 amino acids)
Biological process (GO): regulation of DNA-templated transcription
Cellular component (GO): nucleus
Molecular function (GO): transcription cis-regulatory region binding; DNA-binding transcription factor activity; protein dimerization activity
Source: RefSeq, marked validated